Molecule: messenger RNA, 573 nt
Organism: Lindgomyces ingoldianus
Lineage: Eukaryota; Fungi; Ascomycota; Dothideomycetes; Pleosporales; Lindgomycetaceae
Exons: 1
Source: RefSeq, a predicted model, not a curated record
ACACCCGCUACUAACGCCACCUCCCCCUCGAUCCGCUCCACCUGUGAAACCGAAUACCCAACAGAGCUCCGCCUCAUGUCCUCCCAGUUCCCGGAACUCGACUUCCGCCCUGGCCUCUUCCUCAUGACAAUGCGACAAGAAAACGACGAUCGCCAAUGGGCCACGCAAGUCCAAUUCCAAAACAUGCCCAAUUCGUCAUCCGUCUGCCGGCUCGAACUCGUGCUCCCUUCCAACAGCAUGCUACGGAUCUUCGGGGUCUCACCGGUUAUGAAUGUUUACCGCGUCGCUCGUGCUCCUAGUUCAAAUGCAACUUGGAAUACAUUCUCCUUCGCUCCGAAUAACAAGAGUCAAACAACUGUUUUCGGCAGUGUGAAUGGAGCAGCUGACGCGAUAUUUGAGGUAAGGCAGAAUGGUGGUGUUGUUGUCGUGGGAGAGGAGCCUUGCAGUGAGACGAUGACGUUUCAGAUGGGGAUGGCGGCACCGGGACAGGGGUAUGCGAAUUACUGGGACUUUUUGCAGGUUAAUCCACCGGCAGUGCCGGUGCAAGGGUGGAGGGUUGUACAUAGUUGCUAG